AUGAGUUCACAAUGAAUAAGCCCACGUCAACCUUUAACCCUUCCAAUACAAAUAGAGCGAGCAUUUCUUGUUGGAGUUUCUAGGGUUUAAUCCGAGCGCUGCUGCUGCAAAUCGAAUCGAAGCGAGAAAGAGAAAAUCUGACAAAUUCGUCUUCACCAUGGGUAAAGUUCACGGUUCCCUUGCUCGUGCUGGAAAAGUUAGAGGACAAACCCCAAAAGUUGCAAAGCAAGACAAGAAGAAGCAGCCACGUGGACGUGCUCACAAGCGUAUGCAAUACAAUCGCCGUUUCGUCACCGCCGUGGUUGGAUUCGGAAAGAAGCGUGGACCUAACUCAUCUGAGAAGUGAGGAUGAUGCUUAGUGGAAGUUUUUUUAAUUAGUUUGAUGAAGUGUUACUUUUUUUUUAUUUGAUUCAUGAAUUGUGGAACUAUGAAAUUUCUGACUAUGUUAAAUGAAAGAGUUUUGUUGUCGUAGUUAAUUUUGGAAGAGUUUGUUUGAUUACAAGUCGGUGUGGAAAUAGUUUAGUAGUUUACUUAAUCGAUUAAAUUCAAUGCCAUCUACUUGGUAGAUUUUGCAGUUUGCUAA
This is a messenger RNA of Medicago truncatula (barrel medic), 583 nucleotides long. Its product is annotated as 40S ribosomal protein S30. The coding region runs from base 158 to 346 and encodes 62 amino acids. The transcript has 3 exons. Gene Ontology annotation, cellular component: cytosolic small ribosomal subunit; ribosome. Gene Ontology annotation, biological process: translation. Gene Ontology annotation, molecular function: structural constituent of ribosome. NCBI's taxonomy places the organism in Eukaryota, Viridiplantae, Streptophyta, Magnoliopsida, Fabales, Fabaceae. The record is from RefSeq and is a predicted model, not a curated record.